AUGGCCCCUUCUCUCAACGCUCACUCGUCGUUCACGCGGCCGCGUACGAGCGACCGCCCCAGCACUCGCGACCAGGGCGACAACAACCUCAUCAUUCCCAGCCGCACCUCCUCCCUCCACUCGCGCAUCACCCAGCCUAUCCCUUCCACUCUCAACGUCAAGCCGCAACAGCGCACUCCCAAGACCCUCACCCAUGCCUACAUGGUCUGUGGCGUCGGCCGGGAGCCGUCUCAAUGGGUCAAGGCGCCGCCCCCGGCGCAGGGCAAGAUCGGCCAUAUGAAAGGUGCAGUUGGCCAAUUCUGGCUCCCCGAGAUUCUCGGAAGCAGCCCGAGACUGGAGCAAGACAAUGAGAUUGCUCGUGCCCUGCACGCUGCCAUGAGGGCCUGCUUCCCCCAUGAUGUGGAGAUCUGCACCGGUAGAAGCCAGCCUCACUGCGUCCACCACGCCUUCGUUCUGCAGCAGGAUUCGUCGCACACGCUCUACGGUAUCUGUUUGAGGGUGUGGUCCCGGGCCGACGAGAAGAGGGCCGAGACUAUCAGGGAUCUGAGGAAGCGGACCGAGACCGACUACUACGACAACCCCGACGAGACCUACUGGAUUCCGUACUGCCUGUCUUUCCUUUCCAGAUACCCUCUCUACAACCUGCUCGGCGACUACCUGAGGGGCAUGUGGAUUCACUGGAACAAGGCCACCAACCUGUUCCACGCCGAGGAAGUCUCGCGGAUCCUGAGUUUCCCUGCCCCGCGAUUGAACGACCUCGUCCGAAUCGACAUGAAGGACUACGCGCUGUGCUACCAGUUCCCUUCCUCGCCCACGGGCUUCCAGAACUUCGCCAUGUGGCCCCUGUUCUGCUGCCUUUCUAUUCCCAACAUCGUUGGUGUGGUCGAGGCCGCUAUCUCGCCGACGCGCCGCAUCAUCUUUGUCAGCCACUACCCUGCGAUGCUGACCAUGGCCGCCGAGUCGGUCCGGUACUGCGUCCGUGUCUACGAGUGGAGCGGUCUCUAUGUGCCCGUCGUCCAUGCCCGCCAUGCUCAGGAGCUUGUCCAGGAGCCUGGUCCGUACAUCCUCGGUAUCACUGCCGAAUGCCGGUCGCUCUUUACCGCCCCCAGCGACGCCCUCGUUGUGGACCUGGACCGGAACUUCGUGCUCACCUCGGACCCUCCCACGGCCCUCAACCCCGGUCAGCGUAACAAGUUUGUCACCCGCCUUACCCAGGCGUUGAACGGCGACGUGACACCCUCUGGUGUUCCCCAGCACCUUCGCUCCGCCUACGGUGGCGGCAAGCUGGUCCCUGCUGGCCAGAUCAUUGUCAUGCGCGGGGAGGUUGAGUCGAUUCAGGAUCCCGAGUGGUGGAACCAGGACUCCGUCAUGACUGUGAUGGACCAUGUCUGCGAGAAGAUGGGCCGCAACACCGGCCUCAAGGCCGUCUUUGGCGGUUCCGUCAAGAAGCCCCUGAUGACCAAGGUUUCCAUGAGGCAUCUUAACGAGAUCGUGCGUGAGCGCAACCAGUACUCUCGUGAUGCCCUGGAGGCUUGGCAAGAUUUCAUCAACCUCAAGGGCCGCAUGGACACGGAGCUCAGCAAGGUCACCAAGCGGAACAACUACUUGGUUGAGGAGCUGGAGAGCUGGAAGCAACAGUUCCUCAAGUUCCAGGCCUUUGCUGAGCAGCUCACCAAGGAGACUCAAGACCUCAAGGUCAAGAUUGAGAACCACAAGCGUGAGAACCGUCGCCUGGGUGGUCUUAUUGACCAGCAGAAGGAUGACAAUGCUCGCCUGUCCGUCCGUCUUGCCGGCACCGAGAAGCAGCGUGACGAUGCCCUCGAAGCUCUGGUCCUGCAACAGGAGAUUGCCGAGGAACUCGAGCGUGAGCGGAAACGCAACAAGAAGGAGCUCUCUGCCCUUCAACACACCAACGUUACUCUCGCUAGGCAACGUGACGAGGCACGCCGUGUUGUGCUUCACCUUCGCAGCUUGAUUGGCGGCCAGAGCCACCACAUGGAGCAUCUCAUCCUUUCCCUGACCAAGCCCGACGAGCUGCUCGAAGAGCUCGAGCAGGGCUACGAAGAGGAGGAGGCCGAGCAGAUGGUGGAGGGCCCCGAUGGCCUCAAGGCACCUUCCCGCUCCGCCAAGCGGUACUCCGCUGCCAGCUUCAAGGACGUGGCCGACCGCCACUUGAAGGACAAGACUGAUGCCAUUGCGCACAUCAUUCGCAACAUUGCGGAGCAAUGCUCUGCCGCUGUCGACAGCCUCCAGAUGGCUCAGGAUGCCGAGAUCGAGAGCCGCGCCGCUGAUGCGCGCCGGGCCAGCAACCUCUCGGCCAUCUCGGCUGCCCCCAGCGACGACGGGCACUCUGCCACGACUUCUGAGGCUGGUGACGACAGCCACCUCCACCCGUCUGGCCGGGCAUCCAGCAUUCCGCCCACCCCCGAUCUGAUCCCCAACCGGGCCAGCACCUCCAUGUCGAUCGCGUCGACGAUGACGACCCCCGAGCGCUCGUCCCAGCAGUACAUGGUCGGCCACGACAUCCCGACCAAGAUCGUCGAGGAUGACGAGGACGAGUAUGCCGAGCGCAGCGACGUCGAGCCCCUUCCCCAGGAGGGCGUCGUCGGCAAGCACGCCGAGAGCUUGAUCCACCGGCCCUCGGGUGCCCGGAUCAGCGCUCUCGGUGGUACCCGCUAA
Messenger RNA from Thyridium curvatum, 2679 nucleotides. RefSeq lists its product as uncharacterized. The record is from RefSeq and is a predicted model, not a curated record. The transcript has 3 exons. Bases 1 to 2679 code for a protein of 892 amino acids. Gene Ontology annotation, cellular component: cytoplasmic vesicle. Gene Ontology annotation, biological process: regulation of Rab protein signal transduction. Lineage: Eukaryota; Fungi; Ascomycota; Sordariomycetes; Thyridiales; Thyridiaceae.